Sitodiplosis mosellana (orange wheat blossom midge) is the source of this 4763-nucleotide messenger RNA. It is a transcript of the gene Fit1, whose product is annotated as unc-112-related protein. NCBI's taxonomy places the organism in Eukaryota, Metazoa, Arthropoda, Insecta, Diptera, Cecidomyiidae. The transcript is spliced from 9 exons. Gene Ontology annotation, molecular function: integrin binding. Gene Ontology annotation, cellular component: cell-substrate junction. Bases 1308 to 3437 code for a protein of 709 amino acids. The record is from RefSeq and is a predicted model, not a curated record. Gene Ontology annotation, biological process: cell-matrix adhesion; integrin-mediated signaling pathway.
AGAUACGUUUGAAAAGUGAAAAUACUAAAAAUAGUAGUGGUCUUCAUUGUCGUCGUCGUUGUCGUAGUCGUUGUGGUGUUUCUCUAUUGACGGCCGAACAAACCGACCAAGCACCGUGUGUGCAUACAUGUACAACAUACAUUUUUGUUUUGUCUUGUAUUUCAAUCAUAAAUAGACGAAUGAGAAGCCAAAAAUAAAGAGCAAUGAGAACCAACACCACCAAACACAAACCUAAAUCCAUAAAAAAAAAUAAAUAAACCGCCAACCAUUUCCACAAGAUGUCGAUAGUUGUAUGGCUUUUUGGACAUUCUCAACUACUCAACUACAUACAGAGACGAGCAGAGAGACAGAUACAAUGAGCAACAAAGCACAAUAAAACGGCACACGAAUGAAGAAAUGUCGUUUCGUUCAUAAUCAGUAGCUGGCUGCUUUCAGUACGAGCUUCCUUAGUCAGACAUACCAUCAUUCAUUUCGGUUCGACCUACACACAACAUACAAUUCCAAUACAAAACACACAGACACACAAACAUGCGAUAUACACAAAAAAAAAACACACACACACACUAACACACUCAGAGAGAAAUACUAACAUGCGUACGUAUUCCAUCGCAUAGUGUGGCGUUCGACAUAAAAUACAGAGAAACAAAAAAAAUAUAUAUGAGCAAUUUACACUGAAACAAAUCCAAAGAUCUACUGUGAAAAUAGUUCAUCAGUAGCAUUAACCGUGUUCUCGGGGCAUUUAUUUUUCCUGCCCAAAAAGAAACGAAAUUACUAGUGAUUGAUUGGAUUUUUUCGGUUUGUCGAAAAUUUUCUGCGUUUACAAUUGAAAUUUUCGGACAACGACGUGUUGGUGUGCAGAAAAUCGACGAUUUUUCUUCGAUUUUACAAACAUCGGUUAAUUGUCUCUCUCAUUCGGGUCCAAUCAUUCAGUGUGUGUGAUUUUUCAACGACGAAAUUGAAGAGGAAUUUUUUUUAAAUAUAUGUAUAUUGAAUCGAGACGUAGUGUAUGUGUGAAAAAAAUGUGUUGAAUAAAUAUUUCAAUUGAAAUAUUAUGAAUUUAAGAAUAUUAUUCAUUGAAAUGAGUUUACGGCCUGUUUAAUUGCGACGAAGCAAAAAAAAAAUCGAAAGAAAAAUAGAGUCAUUUUUAUGUGUGUAUGUCCAACGCAACCAAGUGCCUGAAAUUGUGUGUGCCCAUAUAGUAAUAAAUACGGAACUGAUUACGGUAUUGACAAAAAAAGCAACCAAUCUUUCUCCUCUAUCGAAUAGUUUGUGGAUUACUCAGAGAAAUUCAUUAGAAUUCGAUCAAAAUGAUUCAUGUCGGUGACAAUACAUGGAAUUUGCGGAUUUUUAUCACCGAUCUGCAAGUGGACAAAACACUACGCGUUCGUGGUGAUCUUCACAUUGGUGGAUUAAUGCUGAAAUUAGUGGAUCCAGAAAAUCCAAAAGAUUGGUCGGAUCAUGCACUUUGGUGGCCAUCGAAAAAUACAUGGCUUCUACGCACAAGAUCCACACUUGAUCAGUGUGGCGUGCACGCAGAUGCCCUACUCCAUUUUACGCCAAUGCACAAAGUCUUAAGAGUUCAACUUCCCGAUUUACGUAAUCUCGAUUGUCGCGUGGACUUUUCAGCCAACACAUUCAGAGCCGUGGUGAAUCUAUGCAAAGAUCUGGGCAUUCGGCAUCCGGAAGAGUUAUCGUUUUGCAAACAGUUGGAGCCACAGCAUUUAAAAAAGAACUAUUCAUCGUUCCCAAAGGCAAAGUUUCAGGCGAAUGAAUAUGAAUAUGGACGCGAUUAUAUUUCACCGGCGCCCGACACAAAUUCAUUCAUACCAACCCAUUCGACGUUGCUUACCAGCAGCAAUGGUAGCUUGGAUUCACCGCAUACCGGACCAUUUUCGUGUGCACCAUAUCAGCACAAUACUUACCAACCACCGCGUCAAACGAACCCAAUCAGUUCACCAACCGGCACAUGGAAGCACAGUUCGAAUGGUUAUACCACAUUCAAUGAUUCAACAUCAUCGUUGAGUGAUUUACAUGAAAAUCUAGCGGCUAGUCCACGUGCGCCAAGUCCCGACAUUCGAUCACGUCUCGUCAAACCGAAGUCUUUACUUGAACGUGCCCGUAUGAAUGUCGCCUGGCUGGAUUCGUCACUAUCGAUAAUGGAGCAAGGCAUUCGCGAAUAUGACACAUUGUGUUUGCGCUUUAAGUAUUACUCAUUCUUUGAUUUGAAUCCGAAAUACGAUCAAGUUCGUAUCAAUCAAUUGUACGAACAAGCUAAAUGGCAACUACUUAACGAAGAAAUGGAUUGCACCGAAGAGGAAAUGCUUAUGUUUGCCGCGCUACAGCUGCAAGUCAAUUUACAAAAUGACAUUCAACAACCAGAUUCGGGUAUUGAUACGUCUAGUUUGGAUAAUGCGGCCGAUGAUGAUAUCGAUGCAGCUCUUAGCGAACUUCAGCUCACAUUGGGCGGUUCCAAUGGUCAUUCAAAAACCAGCGACAUUACACAUAUUCCCGAGCUGACCGAUUAUUUGAGAUUCUUAAGACCGAAAAAAUUCACUCUUAAGGGAUACAAACGUUAUUGGUUCGCCUACAAGGAUUUAUAUUUGUAUUUGUACAAAUCAAAGGAUCAUUUCCGAAGCAAUCAAUCGGCGACAAUUGUCAUAAAUCUACGCGGUUGCGAAGUUACACCCGAAGUUACCUUAGCCCAAGGAAAAUUCAAUAUUAAAUUGGAAGUGCCGCCAGAGGAUGGUUAUGGUGCUAACAAUGAAAUGUGGAUACGAUGCGAUAAUGAGGAUCAAUAUGCAAAAUGGAUGGCUGCGUGUCGCUUAGCGUCAAAAGGUCGUUCAUUGGCUGACAGUUCAUACGAUUCGGAAGUAGCAAGCAUCAAAUCAUUUUUAAGCAUGCAAAAACCAGCUCAUGGACCAGUAGUCAGCAUAAAUCCGGAUUCGAUUGAUGCAAGUGAUUUCUUGUCACCACGUGUUUAUAAAAAACUUAAAGGAAAGGCAACACCUCGCAUCCUCGAAGCACAUUCAAAUGUCAAAGAUUUAUCACUUGUAGAUGCAAAAUUGAAAUUUAUUCAAGCCUGGCAAAGUUUGCCCGAAUAUGGUGUCACAUUAUUCGUGAUCAAAUUUGAUGGCCAUAAAAAGGAGGAACUGCUCGGUGUAGCACACAAUCGCAUCAUGCGAAUGGACACCAAUAAUGGUGAUCACUUGAAAAUUUGGAGAUAUAACACGAUGAAGGCGUGGAAUGUAAACUGGGAAGUGAAAUGUAUGAUGAUUCAGUUCCACGAUGAAUCGAUUGUGUUCUCGUGCCUGUCGUCCGACUGCAAAGUGGUGCAUGAAUUCAUUGGCGGCUACAUAUUCAUGUCGAUGCGUUCAAAGGAAUCAAAUCAAACGCUGAACGAAGAAAUGUUCCACAAAUUGACGGGUGGCUGGGUUUAAAGCGAUGCCAUCACGACCAUCCAACAGAGAGGACGAAGAAAUUAAUUGUUGUUUAUAUGCAUAUUUUAAACGAUGAUUUUGAAUAAGUUCAAAUUCUAGAAACAAACACACACACACACUUAACACGAAAUAAUAUUUUUUUCAAUCUUUUUUUUUCUUCGUAAUUUUUUUUUAACUUCUCCGUUUGUUUUUGUAUAAGCGAUUGACGUAAACAAACAGAAAAAAAAAACUUACACACACUUGUUGCCUUGAAUGAAGAAAAAAAUGAGUAUAUUUUAAUAGAGAUGAUUAAUUUAAUGGAUAGAAAAUAAUUUAUAGAAUCGAAUUUUUUUCAUAUACUUAAAAAAAUGAGAAUGAUGUCAACGAAUAUUCAGUAUAGAAAUUUUAUUUUAACGAAUUUAUGCCAAACUAAAACAAAAAAAAGGAACUUCAAUUAAAAAAUGGGCCUAUACUUAUGUAAACCGUUCGUUGUCAUGUUUAUUAAUGAGCAACUCUUUUUUUUUCUUAGAUGGAAAAGUCACGUUUUAUUUUCCAUUACUAAUAAUAAUAUUUGGAGUCAUUUGUUAUCACAAAAAUUUUGUUGGACGAAAAAAGAAGAAAAAAAACUUUUUCAGACACUUUCGUAUACUAAACAAUUUUACGAGAAACAAAAAAAUGCCUUAAACAAACUUAACUUAAUUUUAGUUGAAUUAAUAAUGUUUCCGUGUGGAAAGUUAUAUACAAACACAUUGAUGCGUUUUCGAGCAAUUCCUCUCUGUGUUUGUGGAAUAGAAAACAGAAAGAAAAAGAAAACAAAUUGGCAUGGUUAUACUUAUAGAUUUGCAUGUCUUGAGUUUUUUUUGUUGUUGUUGAAAAGUAACCAAUCUGCAUGUUAUUGUUUGUUUUUAACAGACCGUGCCAAAAGAAAAAGAAAUUAACAGAAAAAAGCACACUGUGUGGUUAACCUUCCAACGAACAAAAAAAAGAAGAGAAUUGUUCGCCUUCCGUUAUCUACUUCCGAGUUGUUGAUUCUAUGGAAUUUAUUUGUUUGCAUUGAUGUUUUUGUCAAUGCAUUGAGAAAAGUCCAGUCAAAAUAUGAAUGAAACCAAUCAACUUCCCGAAUUGCGAUCGAGCAAAAAUUGACCUUAUCUGUGAAUCAGAUUCACAUCACUUCAGUCUUAUCCUGCAGUUGCUUCGUUGGCCGUUUUGCGCUCAGGCAGCGCGUACGAGAUCAGGCUCAUCAAAAUGUAACACAUAUACACACAUUUCAUUGUAAAAAACGAAUAAUAAAAUCGAUUUUUGUAUAAAUAAACUUUAUUAAAAUAAAUGUAUUUACUAAAUUAAAAA